This is a messenger RNA of Ixodes scapularis (black-legged tick), 1026 nucleotides long. RefSeq lists its product as uncharacterized. The record is from RefSeq and is a predicted model, not a curated record. The transcript has 5 exons. The coding region runs from base 1 to 759 and encodes 252 amino acids. Lineage: Eukaryota; Metazoa; Arthropoda; Arachnida; Ixodida; Ixodidae.
AUGAGUGAGAGACCACCUCCAGAGUCGAGGAAUCACCAUGCGUUCAAUCAGCACGCUGCGCACCAUCACGGACCAGGGCACUCCAAGAAACCCUGUUCGAGGAUCAAGCUCUACAACCUUGGCUACUUCUUCUCACUCAGCGGAUUGAUGGCGCUCUGUGAAAUUGUAAGUAGCAUGCAGCUGGAGCUUCUUCCCGACGGCGUUCGUUGUCAGAUCCUUGGAAUGACCAUAUACGCCCUCCUGUGGGAUUCCUCCAACGAACUGGACAAGUUCCUCGUGACCGUGUCCUUUCUCCAGUGGAUGACCGGCCUCUACAUCCACGCCACCAUCGCCUUCUGCGCGGCCGGUGCCCGCAUACGCUCCCUGCUGCUGUAUCUCCUGCACCAUGGUGUUGGUGCCAUCUUGUACCUGGGUGGCGCAGUGACUACGCUGGUCAGUUCCAUGUACACCCAGUCCGACGACAUCAUACGAACGGCAAGUAGCCUCGCUUUGGCGGCGUCGGCACUCCACCUGGUUCAGGCCACCCGCUACUUGCUCAAGCAGCGGCCCGAGGGGGACCGUGGAGACGUCGGGGAAGAUGUCACUGCCGGAAUCUUGGUCGAGACCCGCAUAGCCAGGUUCAAAUCAUCCAGAGCAACACCCGUGCCCGCACCUGCGGUUCCGAUACGAAGAGAAUCCAUCGCUGUUCCGGUACGAAGAGAAUCCACCGUCAUUCCAUCGCGAAGGGAAUCCACCGCCGUUUAUCCCGAGUACUUGUAACGCAUUCCCCCGCUGUCGUAGGGCGGCAACAAACCAGCCUCAAGGGCGAGCUGCUCGCUACAACUUCGGCUUGCCUCGCACAGCAUCGGUCUUCAUUCAGUGCGACAGUUCAAGCAUGCAUUAUGUAUAUAAUACCCUCUUUAGUUAGUGAAGUGUCGCAGAUUGACGUACACUUUACUUCAGCCAAUCAGAGAAUCUGUACUUUGUGGUUCAUCGCGUUAGCCGCGAUUGGCAAAUACGCGCGAAUCGUGAAAGUGAACGCUGGAA